Messenger RNA from Paramuricea clavata, 687 nucleotides. The record is from the annotation of a GenBank genome assembly. NCBI's taxonomy places the organism in Eukaryota, Metazoa, Cnidaria, Anthozoa, Malacalcyonacea, Plexauridae.
AUGCCCGUAAUCAGAGCCAGAUUCAGAGCCCCCAACGGUCGAGUUCGUGAAGGGAACGUGUUGAUUGACAUUGGCGCUGGAACGACGGUUAUUCGGAAGCAUUUUGCGAAAGAUCUCGGAUUGAAUGGGAAAAGAGAACGGAUCGAUUUAGCGGUAGUUGGAGGAGAGAAAUUAGAGCAACCACACAGCCGACGGGUGAACUUUUGGAUCUCUGCACUCAAAGACGAUCAAGAGUUCAAGAUCGAAGCCCACGAGAUUGAGAAAACUAUUCUCAACGUGCCAGAGUUAGACAGAAAAUGGCUCAGUUCCUUCCCCCAUCUUCAAAACAUUGAAUUUAAUCAUGUAUCAGGUUCAAUUGAUCUUAUACUUGGAGUCCAUUAUACCCACCUUCACUCGGAAGAAGAGAUACGUCAUGGAGAAGAAUUCCAACCAGUGACCAAAAAAACCAAACUUGGUUGGUACGUGAUAGGAGCGAAUGAGGAGAAAAGAAGCCCAGAACUUUGUUCAAUUCACUUUGUACGAAAGAUCGACAUGGAGAAGUUCUAUCAGUUUGAAACACUGGGAGUGCAAGCAGUCAAUUGUCCGUGUCCUAAGUCAGCCUUCUCUCUCGAUGAGAAACGAGCCAUGGAGCUUAUGGAACGAUCGUGUAAGCUCGAUGACAACCGUUAUGUAAUCGGUCAUCCGUGA